AUGACCAACUACUCGCACUUCGAUCAUUCAUCCCUAGAGCAAGAGGAAUUAAACUAUACCACAACACCUGAAUCCUCGUCUUCUUCACCAUUCCCUUCCUUCAUGGACUUCUCUACCGACGACGAUUAUCAUCUGUUCAUGCCCGACGACUCCGGAAGAUCGGAUGCUGAACCUCAACGAAGCCAACAAGCAGCACGACAACGAUCUAAUAACGGCCAGUCGUUUCGCAGUAAUAGCAGCAGUAACAGUCAAACCCCGUCAGUGGUGACACCGCCCUUGUUCUCCUCUCCAUCAAUCGACAUGAUGCCGCGCAAUCGGAACGGCACCGGCAACGACAAUCGAAACGGCACUAACAACAACAACAACAACAACAACCGCAAUGGCAACAACCGACGACACCAACAAGUCCAUCCACCACCAGCGCGUCAGACGCACGAUCAAUCCCAACCAGACCGAGACCGAGGAGAUGUCCAGGUCCAGAUCAAGUCGGAGGAAGAGCGCGCCCUGCUGUCUCACCUAUCCACCACUCCCAGAGAGGAGAAAGUGAAGACCUACGUUGGGCCACGAAACCGGAUCUUCAUCGUGCCGCUGGACAGUCUGGACAAGUCACCCGUCCUAAAGGCGCUAGUGAGUCGGACUCGCCAUACAACUACUACUAGUGGUACUACAUCGUCGAACAACAACAGCAAAAGUUAUAACAGCAAAAGUUAUAGCAGCAACAACAAUAACAACAACGGUAACGGUAACGGUAUAACCUCCGGCUCAGGCUCGGAGUCGUUCAUCAUGCACCCGGAACUCACAAAGAUCAACGCGGACCAUUUCGUCGCCGUCCAGCAGUUCCUGAUCAUGGACGAAUACGUGCCUGCGAUCGUGAGUCAUCCCACAGGAGAAAACGUGUGGCCGAAACGAUUGGACGGGCUGGAUAGUGUCGACGAUUACCGCAGGGAAGCGCUCAAGGCAGCGAGCUUGUAUGUUCUGGCCAGACGCUUGGGCAUGGGGACAUUGGCGGCACUCGUCGUGAGGAAGUUGGUCGAGUGUGGGUACCAGGAGUAUCAGGAUGCCGGCGUCGGUGCUGGUGCUGGUGGCCCAGGAAGACACCCAGGCUCAGCAAGGGGCACCGGUGUCGGGGUCGGUGUACGUGUCGGGGUCGGCGUUAAAUGUCUUUUGGAGGUGGCUAGGGUGGUUUUUGCGAGGAGUCUCGAAAACGAAAACGAGGCGGCGCAGGGACUGGGUGGUUGGGUCAUGGGCGGCGAAGGAAAGGGAAAGGGUAAGGGUAAAGACAAGGCGACGGUCAAGGGCGACGAGGGCAGUCAAGGAGGCGAGAAGGACGUGCUUGAGGAGUGGCUGAUCGACCAAUUGAGCUCCAGGCUGCAGACGGUCAUGACGAGACAUGCGCAGUUGUUCUUUGAGAUCGCGCAGCAUGGCGCGUGUGUGAGCAGAGAAUUUGAGAAGAGGGUCCUGCAGAGGAAAGUGGAGAUGCUCGAGAGGUUGGGAGAUGUGGUUCUGGUUGAAGACGAUGAGUGA
Messenger RNA from Exophiala xenobiotica, 1524 nucleotides. RefSeq lists its product as uncharacterized. Lineage: Eukaryota; Fungi; Ascomycota; Eurotiomycetes; Chaetothyriales; Herpotrichiellaceae. The record is from RefSeq and is a predicted model, not a curated record. The transcript has a single exon. The coding region runs from base 1 to 1524 and encodes 507 amino acids.